This is a messenger RNA of Grammomys surdaster, 2188 nucleotides long. RefSeq names its product clathrin heavy chain linker domain containing 1 (gene Clhc1). The record is from RefSeq and is a predicted model, not a curated record. Lineage: Eukaryota; Metazoa; Chordata; Mammalia; Rodentia; Muridae. Bases 276 to 2066 code for a protein of 596 amino acids. The transcript has 12 exons.
CGUGGCUGUCUAAUGCAGUGCCAGACUAGCUUGGGCGUUCAAUUUCUCUACGCUCUUUUCAAAUUUUGGUUCAGAAUGGUCUCAAAAUGGUGUGUUCAACUAAAAAUGCCUCAGAAGGCUUUCUUAUACAGCCGAUGCAAUUAAUAGGGGCUUUCUUUUAAAGGGGGCUUGUGGAGCAUGAGAAAAGAGAGGUUCACUAAAGUUUUUUGGCUUUGUUGCAAAAGGAGGUCAAGGUUUAAUUUUUCUCCAGUGAACAAGCUUGCAGAUUAAGAUUUAUGUCAGUCCAAGAAGUGAACAAACAUGCAGUUCUCCCUCCCAUCAUUAGUAGAAAUGACAAGGAGUUUUUGGAAAGCAUACAAAGAUACAUAAUUACAGAAACCAAAAGAGUGGGUUGCAACGAGGAAGGACCUGCUGAUGAAUAUUAUGCCAUAUACCGAAACGUUUUCGACAAGUUCAGUGCCACAGACAGAAAAAUCGUAUUUCAGGUAAUAGACUAUGUCAAUGCAUACAAGUCCAUUCUUACUUCAAUCAAAAAAGAAUAUGAUGCCUUUAUUGAGACAAUAAAGAAAGGCCGAAGAACUGCUUUCUAUCUUCAUGGAAAACUUAAAGUUUUGGCAGCAGAGCCUACAGCAUUGGUGUAUCACCAGAGAAGAGCAAUCCAACUUGAAGCAAAAAUGAGGAUUAUUGAAAAAAAUUCCAAAGCGAUUCAAUUGCAAAUAGAUGAGAUGAGACAGCUGAGAAUGGAGUAUGACAAGAAAGAAGUAAAGGUCUGUGCUUCCUCCACGCAGCUCUGGAAGCCCAUCCCAGGGAUGACUCUCCAGGAUUCUGUCAAUCUGGAAGCUCUUAAUAAACAUAAGCAGUAUCUUCAGGAUAAAUAUAUAAAACUUAAACAAGACAUGUCAACAAAGUAUGUACCAGCCCAAAAGAAAAUUGAUCUAGAUGAGGAAAUGAUUGUGAUACUAAACCGGCGAGAUAUAGCUGAAAAUCUGAACAAAGACCUGAAGUUUCGCCAUCAAAGACUGCAGGUUAUUUCACGCAUACUUUCUUCAUGGGUGAAGAAGAACAUGAGAAUUCCAUUUCAAGAUGUCAUGGAGAGAAUUCGGAAAACCAAAGCUAUCUAUGGAGAUGACAACAUUGUUGAUGAGCUAUUUGAAGAUGAUCCAAACAAGACAAAAGAAGCUAUAGUUAUGCUUUACUACAUUGAAAGGUUCAAUGAAUUAAUCUCCCUUGGUGAAUAUGAGAGGGCAGCUUGUUUUGCAGCAAACAGUCCAAAGAGAAUUCUUCAAAAUACUGGUACAAUGAAUAAAUUUAAGGCUAUUGGAAAAAUUAGAGGAAAGCCUCUCCCAUUACUCUUGUUUUUUGAGGCUAUAUUUAGCACCAGUCAAGCUUUCAAACGUCCUAUUAAUGCCGACCUAACCAUGGAGGGAAUCAAAUGUGGAUUAUCUGAGGAACGGCUUGAUUUAGUUACCCACUGGGUCACCCAGGAAAAGCUGACAUUUUCUGAGAAGGCUGGCGAUAUUAUUUUUGCUUAUGGAGAGGAGCACACAUACCACAAGUCCAAAUGCUUGGCAUUAGCUCAGAUUGUCUACAAUGAAUGUGGGCUACACAAGAAAGCUCUUCUUUGCCUGUGUAAACAGGGUCAGUUUCAUGAGGCUAUGGAACAUAUACAACAGUCCAAGGACAUUAGCAUUGAUGACCUGAUACAGCUAAUAACAGUAUGUCCCCAAAUUGACUUAAUUAGAUGUCUUAUUCAUGGAAAGAAUGGGAAACCACCAUUUUUAUCUUUUGGGCUUGCUGUUCUACAUCUGUUUUCUGUGGAUAUGAAAAAAGUUGGCAUAAAGCUACUUCAGGAAGUCAGUAAAAGCGACAAAGAUGUGAUUGAGCAUCUUGUGAUGAGUGAUUUAUUUUGCACCUUAGAAAAGUGGCAAGAAAUAACAAAUAUCUGUUUGCAGAAUGGUUUUAAAAAUUUGUCUAACGACAUCAUGUCCAUUCUUCGAUCCCAGGCUGGAGUUUCAGAAAUUUUUGAAGACGACACCACCAACAUAAUGGAACAUGUUUUUUGGUAAUUUUAUAUUUUAACCACCCGAGGGCGCUUGUACAACAUUUUACAGGCAUUGGCUGGGAAAGCUGGUUUUAGCAUAAUUAAUAUAAAUAAAUGUUGAUUAUAAAGCUCUCAACAGUAAAUCAC